AGUCCUGUGCUUAUUUCCUAAUCCUGGAAAAUAUAUCGUGAAUUCGACCUUUCAACAAGUAGGAGUUUGAUUCAGCUGUUUGUCAAUACUUUUUCAUUCUUUUUUACCAACCUAGAGUACAUUUCAUUUGGUUAAAGGUCAAGGCUAUUGUGAAAAAAAAUGCAACACUUUCAAAAAAUCGGGCUAAUAUUGACUUUGUUGGGCUUGUCCACAGCGUUACAAUGGCAGUUCCCAUUUGACAUUUCUAAGUUCCGCCUAAAUGGAGGUGAUUCCACCCAUUUACAUUUCUCCACUGUUGAUCCUAGUGACUUCCCCAUAGAUUUGUUGAAGUAUCACGAUGAUUAUGUUAUUAGGGUGAAUUACGGAGACAACGCCGAAUUAAAGAGGUUCUUGUUGUCCAAAUCAGGUGAUUCCAGCAAUGACACCCAGAUUAAGUUUAGUAGAUGGACACGUAACACAUCCACUAGACAAAUUGAUUUACAGAUUGAUGAAAAUAACUUGAUCAAAUUGAUUGAAAAGUUUCCCUUGAUAAGCUAUGACAUUAUCAUUGAAGACUUGUCGCAAAAGGUUUAUGAAACUUACCCCAAGGACUUUCACAAUUCAAUAACCACUAAAGAUUCUAAAUACCAAUACCAGUCAACCCAUGAUGUGAUCAAUGCCACUACUGCUAACGUCUUUUCGGAAGUUUUCUUUAAGGAAUACCGUCCUUUGGAAACCAUCGACUCUUGGUUAGAAUUAUUACAAGAAACAUACCCCGAUAUCCUUUCCAUUGAAGAAAUUGGCCAUACCUACGAAAACAGACCAUACAAGGUAGUUCAUUUUGCUGUACCGAACGAUGAUGUCAAACAUGGUGACAGAAGAACCAUUGUCAUCACAGGUGGUACUCAUGCUCGUGAAUGGAUUUCUGUUUCUUCGGUAUUAUACGCCAUUUAUGACUUGUUGCAGUUCUAUGCCGAAGAACCAGAAUCCAAGAUAUUUAAAGAAUUGGACUUUUUGUUCAUCCCAGUUGCCAACCCUGAUGGAUAUGAAUACACCUGGAAAGCCGACAGACUCUGGAGGAAAAACCGUCAACAAACUGUCCAACCAAACUGUUUUGGUAUUGAUCUUGACCACUCUUAUGAUUACCACUGGACCAAGUCUACUGAUUGGGAAUGUGGUGAAGAGUACAGCGGAGAAUACCCAUUUGAGGCCAUUGAAUCCAAGAUCUGGGAAGAAUACUUGAACAACACUAAUCACGACCACAAGAUUUGGGGAUACAUUGAUUUACAUUCAUACUCGCAAGAAGUCCUCUACCCAUAUGCAUACUCGUGUGAUCAACAACCAAGAGAUGAAGAAAACUUGAUCGAGGCUGCCUAUGGUAUUGCUAAAUCCAUCAGACUCCAGUCCGGGGUGAACUACCAUGUCUUACCAGCAUGUAUUGACCGUGAUGCUGAUUUGUUACCUGAUUUAGGAUCAGGGUCCGCGUUAGAUUUCAUGUAUCAUAAUCGUGCUUAUUGGGCCUUCCAGUUGAAAUUGAGAGAUAGUGGAAGUCAUGGAUUUUUGUUGCCUCCAAAAUACAUUGAACCUGUAGGUAGAGAAGUAUUUGCUGGGUUUAAGUAUUUCUGUUACUUUAUCUUGAGUGACGAACGUCAACAUUAGGACAUUUAAACGUUUCUUUAUAUAGUUGAAAAUAAAUGCUUUAUUAGCUA
Molecule: messenger RNA, 1688 nt
Organism: Spathaspora passalidarum NRRL Y-27907
Lineage: Eukaryota; Fungi; Ascomycota; Pichiomycetes; Serinales; Debaryomycetaceae
Gene: ECM14
Product: putative metallocarboxypeptidase
Exons: 1
Coding region: 160-1638 (492 amino acids)
Biological process (GO): proteolysis
Molecular function (GO): metallocarboxypeptidase activity; zinc ion binding
Source: RefSeq, a predicted model, not a curated record